CCAAAUUCGCUGUCUGAGUGAAUGGGAAAGAUUGUUUGCUGUUUAAUGUUGGAAGUGCGCGUGGUGUGUGAGGAAAGAAAAAGAUGGCAGCCAGUCCAGAAACAAAUAAGUCUCUGAGAGAAGCCCUGUAUGAUACACUUAUGGGGAUACUUUCACCACACCAAGAAGUAAGAACUGCUGCGGAAGACAGGAUACAAGCCCUAGAAGUAACAGAAGAGUUUGGUGUUCACCUCACUGAAUUUAUUGUGGAAAAGAACCUUAAUAUAGCUAUAAGGCAGCUUUCUUCGGUAUUGCUCAAACAAUAUGUUGAAGAACAUUGGUGUCAUUUAUCAGAAAAAUUUCGUUGUCCAGAAACUCCAGAGAAAGCAAAAGCUGUUAUUAGACAUGCACUUCCUGAAGGCCUUAAGGAGCCUUGCAGCAAGGUUCAUGGUGCUGUUGCAUAUGCUGUAGCUGCCAUAGCACAGUGGGACUGGCCAGAGAAGUGGCCAGAACUUUUUGAGUUGCUCAUAAGUUAUUUGUCAGGAGAUGAUUGGGCAGUACAUGGUGCUAUGAAAGUGCUAAAUGAAUUUGCAAAUGACCUGUCAGAUAGCCAAUUACCCCAAAUUGCUCCUAUAAUGUUGUCUGAAAUGUACCGCAUUUUUUCAGAUGAACAGAGGUACAACACUAGAACCAGGUCAAGAGCAGUUCGCAUAUUUUCAAACUGCACGUACAUGAUAUGUGCCACAUCAGAAUAUCAUAAAGGAUUGUCAAAAUCACUUUUACAGCCUGUACUACCACUCUAUAUCAACAAAUUCACAGAAACCCUCCAGACCGACUACGGGCCUUUUGUAGAUCCCGGACUGAAAGCAGAUGUAAUUAAAGCAAUUACCUUCCUUGUGCAGCAUCUGCCUAAGCAGAUGGCUCCUUGUAUGCCACAGAUUCUUCCUCCCAUAUGGCAGACACUCAUUCAGGCUGCUGAUGUGUAUAAAAGUGAUUACGUCACCUGUUCGGAUUUCAAGGAAGAACCAGUUGACUCUGAUGGAGAAUGCAUAGGAUUUGAUGCAGUUAUAUUUUCCACAUUUGAGCUAAUUGAUAUGCUCACUGAUAUUUCGAUGUUCACUGACACUGUAAAGGCAGCUCUUGCAGAUUUAAUUUACUAUUUAAUACUCUUUACACAAAUAACUGAUGAGCAGGCAAAGAGAUGGACUGAAAAGCCAGAGCGAUAUAUCGAUGAAGAGGAUGAGCACACUUACACAUUCUCUGUUCGGAUAUUAGCUAAGGAUCUGCUACGGUCAAUAUUUGAAGAAUUUGAAGCCAAAAGUAUUGGAGCACUGAGUCAUGCUAUGACCAAACAUUUACAAGCAUUGGAGACUGAAAGAAAUACGGACAGUUCCAGCUGGUGGAAAAGCCAUGAGGCUUGCAUGUGUGCAUUGGAAGUAGCUCAUGAAACGGUCAUGGAGCAACUGGAACAUGGUGAAGAGUUGCAUUUUGACUUCAGUGGGUUCUUACAAAACGUUGUUGUUGCUGAUAUGAAUCAAACUGGUUCUCCAUACCUGCUGGGGCGGUGCCUGUGUGUUGGAAGUUCGUAUGCCAAAUUGAUGUCACCAACUCUGCUUGAGCAGUUCUUACAAGCUACUGUCAGUGGUUUACAGGCUAACCAGGCACAUCAAAUAAGAAUAUCUGCUGUCAGGGCAGUAUACGGGUUCUGCACACAUCUGAAGAAUUCUCAGAAUAUUAAUUGUCUUAAAGCAGUCUUGCCUGCAGUUAUGGAUGGGCUUUUGGUAAUGGUGAACCAGUAUACAACUGAAUUCCUGUGUUUGGUAUUGGAAACAAUUUCAACAGUUCUCUCAAUUGAUCCAGCGUUUACUGUGUCAUGUUGUGGAAAAAUUAUUUCACUGGCUAUAGCAGUUUUCCUGAAAUACAAUUCUGAUCAUUCAAUAGUUAAUGUGGCUUUAGAUAUAUUCAGGGAACUUUCAAUGAGUCCAGAUAGCUUGGUGAAAUUGGAACAAAGAUUUGUGCCUACAUUAGUCAGCAUUUUGAAUGCACCACAGGAGAAGGUAGUUGCAGGACUUGCAGCAAAUGCUUUGGAUGCAUUGCAGACUAUUGUAAGGAACUCAAAGCCACCAUUAAGUGAUGCAUUAAUAAACACAGCUUUUCCUGCUGCUGCACAGUGCAUCUUAAAAACCAGUGAUCAUUCAAUAAUGCAGAAUGGAGGAGAAUGUUUGAGGGCAUAUGUAUCUGUCUCUCCUGAUCAAGUCUUCAAUUACCAAGAUGCGGAUGGGCAAACUGGAUUGGGUUACCUUCUACAGACAGCAGCUGUUUUGUUGAAUCCCGCUUCUACAGAGUUCACAGCAACAUCUGUUGGAAAGUUUGUUGUGACUCUAAUAUCAAAAGCAGGAAAUAUUCUGGGUGAAAACCUAGAUUUGAUUUUGAAGGCUGUCCUAAGUAAAAUGCAGAGAGCAGAAUCAAUAACAGUUAUACAGAGCCUUAUUAUGGUAUAUGCACAACUCAUCCAUCAUCAGUUGGAACCAGUGUUAAAUUUUUUAUCAUCUGUUCCUGGCCCAACUGGACAAUCUGCAUUACAUUAUGUGCUGGAAGAAUGGAGUUACCGCCACAGUUACUUCUGUGGGGACUAUGAGGUGAAAGUGAGUGCACUAGCCCUUUGCAAAAUCUUGGAAUAUGGAGUUUCCCACAAUGACGAUCGGCUUAACUCUAUAAUUGUGAAAGGCGAUCAGAUAUAUGUACAAAAUGAUUCGGGUGGUGUUAAAACAAGGUCACAAGCGCAGAACAAUUUCAACGAAUGGACAUCUGUACCAUUGCUUGUAAAGAUUUUUAAGAUUUUGUUGAAUGAAGUGAGCAAUGUAAUGGAGAGCAAAGCUGCAAGGACAGAAAUUGAUGAUGAGACGGAUGAAGAAUGGGAAGAUGACAGUGGAUUCGAGCAAGGAGGCAGUGAAGACAAACAGUCUCAAUCAUUUGAGGAUUCUUCUCCGGAUGGACCAGAAGAUUCAGAUUGUGAUGAUCCUGAUAUACUGAAUGACCCACUAUAUCGUGUGGAUUUAACAAGACAUCUCACAGGCAUCUUAAUUUCCCUUGGACAUCAACCUUACUUCCAUGUAUUUUCACAGCACCUGAAUGAAAAUGAGCUAAAAAUUCUGAAGAGUGUCAGUACAUCGCCUUAAUAUACCACAGUCACAGUAGAAAUGUGCAUUAUUUUGCAUAUAUUGAGUGCCUCGGAGUUGCUAGUAUAUUACUAGUCACUUGCAUUAUCUGACAUAAUUGGAAAACAUUUUUGAAAUGAAUUUAAUCUUUUGUAAAACAUUUGUAUAAGUAGUGUUUUGUAUAAGUUUUUAUGACAAUUGUAUUUGUCUGUUGUUAAGGUGAAAAUGUGGAUUUUUGUAUGAUUGCAUGCUGGUUGUUAAGGCACUGGUGAGUUCUUUAAAUUGUAAAUUAUGUCUAAGGCAAGCAAUGCUGCAUAUUGAAUGUUGGAUUAAAUGGAGACUGCUUCGAAGUAAUAAAUAAUUGCUAGUGUAGGACUGGUGCCUUGAAUAGGGUGUUGUCCUGACAUCAAAAGUGAUAAUAUUGAGGCCUUUUCAUCUGUUAUGUGAAAACUACAGUAUUAAAUCAACUUGAAAGAUGCUGCAGUUAUCAAUCACUUGACAUGUUAAUGUAACCAUCACAACUUUAGUUUUGUAUGGUUGUUCUAAAUGCCUCAAUCUCUGUACUGGGGUGGUUCCUGAACACAAGGCUGAAUUGACUUUGUGUAACUGUUCUUAGGUGUAAUUAUUUCAUUGUUGACAAUACCUUAACAUACCGUAUUUACUCGAAUCUAAGCCGCACCUGAAAAAUGAGACUCGAAAUAAAGGAAAAAAAUAUUUCCCAAAUCUAAGCCGCACCCGAAAUUUGAGACUCGAAAUUCAAGGGGAGAGAAAAGUUUUAGGCCGCACCUCCAAAUCUAAACAAAGUUGGUCCAUUGUAAUAUGAGACACAAUUUAGGUCGAAUGAAAGACGAUACAGCUACAGUAGUUUGGUUCGAGGCGUAAGCUUAGCAGUUAAGCUUUACCAGGUAGCCAUUGCUAUUCGUCAGGCACUCCGUCCGUAUUUAUACGGGUACCCUUCCUUUUUCACGUGCUUCGUCUGGUUUGAAUCGAUUGCUUAUUUUGCUUUGAUCUGAUAAGUGCCUUUUUUUUUUUUUUUUUUUUUAAAUAGGUGUUUACGUCACUCUAAGCUGAAAAUGCAUUACUGUACUGUCAUGCAUUGUUUGUUGCAUUCUGAUAGUGCGUGUGUACGGCCUGUCGCCGCUCGCGGCAUGACUUGCUUUUGUGUGUACUACCGCCGCUUAAAAAAAAAAGAGGAAUCGUCUCCUUAGCGAAACAAUGGCAAGAGACUGCUAUUUGUUGUAACUUACACUGCUGCUUUCUUUGAUAAUGAUCAACAAGAACCAAAUAAUAAACUGCGUAUGAUAGAACAUGUUCUGAACGAGAGUUAGGCGCAAUUUUUUCUCCGUUUGAAAUUCUUUGCGGCCGCUUCUUUAGUACAUCAAAUUCUGCACAGAAAUUAGUCAUCUUACAUUUAAAAUCUAGUCAGUUGCCGUGCUUCAUUUCUGACUAUAUCACUAUUAGGCAUAAGAAUAAUACGAAUAUAAACAUGACACGAUACGUAUAUUCUUCCGCAUUUGCUGUUGUCUCACUCUAGUUUCGUAGUUUAUUAGGCAGACAGGAUUUAAAUGAGAUAGCAGCAAACACGAAAGAAUACAUGGCAAAAUGUUUAUAUUCGUAUUAUUCUUAUGGUGAAGAGAAUACUGCAUGUGAUUCACAUUUCAUCAGAUUCCUAUUAGCAACCAUCUCUUCUCACAGGCAGGAAAAAACUCGGAACAUAGAGUUGGCCAUAUUGACAAACACCCCUAACAGUCUUGCCAGUCGGAUUUUCGUAGUACAUUGAAAUUCUGCUACAUUCGAAGCUGAACGAUACGGAAUUUGUAUUUACUUCGUUGGAUAAUGUAUGAAAAUACAGUGGUCGAAACUCGGGGCGGAGGAAAAAAAAAAGGUUUUGGUGCCCACAAAGCAUGCUAGUGUAGCGCUACAUAUAUUCAAUGGCAGAAGUUAGUUGUGGCGGCACCUACCAACAUUUUUCAGAACUUCCGCUUGCUUUCCACUCGAUUCUAAGCUGCAGUCGGUUUUUUGGAUUACAGAAACCGGAAAAAAAGUGCGGCUUAGAUUCGAGUAAAUACGGUAAGUGUGUGUGUGUGUGUGUGUGUGUGUGUGUGUGUGUGUGUGUGUGUGUGUGUGUUUUGCUUGUUUCUGUUUUUAUGAACUAAAUUUAUCCCAGUCUAUAGAAUCAAGUAGAAAGGAGAGAUUAAAUGUGUAAGAGUUCAGAAUAAAGUAGUGGAGGGAGGGAGUGGUUUUGUCUUCCCAGUUCAUAAAUGCUGAGCAUUUAUAAUUUACCUCAAUUUUAUGUCAUUACUUUCCUUCCUUUUUUUUUUUUGUAUCAUGUGCAUGAAAUCAUUACAAUUAGUGAAUGUACCAUGCAGUAAGCAGUUAAACAGUAUGUUCGUUAGAGCCUCUUAAUCUUACUGUAUAAUCUCCCUUUGGUUUGCAACAUCUGGAACGUUACAGGAAAUGUAAUCCUAUGGUUGGUUUUCAGGAUUUGCUUUUAUAUGCAAUUAAAGUGGUACCAGAUUUUAGGGUGACCAUUUUGUGUGGUAUCAGAACAGCCUCUUUUUGAUGCUGAAUGUUUACAAUCUGUAAAUUGUAAGAGGUAGUAAGCUUUAACAAAUGCAAUAGUGGAAUGACAUAAAAUUGUACAAUCUGAAGUUUACUAAUGUUAGUUUAAAAAUUGGUGAAAAUUUAAUCUUCAGCUCAUGCUGAAGGUAAGUUUAAGUGAAGCUAUUUAUAACCAAUAUUAGGACGUCAUCUUCUGCAAAGUUACAGAAUAAGCAAAAAUUUAAAAUAAAUCUCGACUCCUGUAUGCCACAUUUGGUGCUAAUCUUAAUAAUCUUGUGUCCUCAUUUUGUUUUGCAUGACUGAAUGUGGACUACUAUUAUAAAGUUCUGCUAUGAUUGGUCUGAUGUUUUCCCAUCUUUUCAGACUUCUUUAGAUCAUCCCAGAUGGGUGUGAUCAUCAUCAUGGCAGCUUACAAUAAUUAACACAUUUCCUGAUCGUUAUCAAAUGUGAGUGGUUGUACCACUUGUUGUCGUUGGCAGUGCACCAUAAACCAAAGAAAGGAAAACUUAUUUUUUAAAAAUAUUUGGUAACUUCUGCAUAAAAUUAAACAUUUCUUUGGCUCUGUAAGUGCCAGCCUACAAAUCCAAAGGUCUGGUGUUAGAUCCUAGAAUUUUUUCUGUUAUUUCAAAUGUUCAAAUGUGUGUGAAAUCUUAUGGGACUUAACUGCUAAGGUCAUCAGUCCCUAAGCUUACACACUACUUAACCUAAUUAUCCUAAGAACAAACACACACACCCAUGCCUGAGGGAGGACUCGAACCUCCGCCGGGACCAGCCGCUCAGUCCAUGACUGCAGCGCCUAGACCGCUCGGCUAAUCCCACACGGCUUCUGUUAUUUAAUGCUUCUUUCAUAUCUGGCAAUAAGUUGUCAGUUGCAGUUGCACUGGGGCUCAUAGCUCCAUGAAUUUGUAAUGCUUCCUACCUCCUCGCAACUGGCUGGGUGAGUUGGUUAAAAGGUCAGAGGAAGGCAAGGGCAUUCUACACUGAAUAAGACUGUUCCUAAGUAAAGUGCUGUCAUGUUCAAACCUAGUAAAGAUACUGAUUAUGCCCUUGCUGCUGGACUUCACUAAGUUCGUGGGCCUCGGGCAAAGCAGUAUUGAGCAAACACGAUGACACUAUUUGCUUUUCAUGUGUCUCAACUGAUUAGCUCAUAAUUUGACUAUAAAUGUUCCCUUACCUCUUUUAUUUUCAAUCUGACAAAUACAGGGAAAUAGCAAAAAGCAAAGUCCGUGAUAGAGAGGAAAGACUCGUGCAAUUUGGUUUUGCAGUGAAAUAAUUCUCAAUCCUUUUGAGCACUAUCUGAUAUUUUUUACGUGGUUUGCUCAAUGUUUCUAAUAUUUUUGAGUUAGGAAGAGGAUCGUUAAACUUUUGAACCAAGUGCUACGGCCAAAUAUCAUUUGAAAACCAGACUUCAGGGUUAUAAUGUAACUAUUGUACCAUUCUUAGCCCACUUUGUAGAGAAACUUACAAAUAAUUUAUCAUUGUGGUUCUGUUACUUUCAUGAUCAUUUAAUAAAGAGGUAUAAUCUGAUGUGAUAUUAGAUUAGUUGACUUCAGAUUUAUGGUAUUACACAUUUCUGUUGUCAAAGACCAUUAACUAUGUUUUAUGUGCAGCCAAGAAAAGCAAUACUUAAAACUUACUUUAAAUGGUAUACUGGUAUGUAAAAAAUCCUUCAGAGAAGGAAUUAGGGCACAGUGUCCUUUAUAUUUAUCAGAAUACUGGUUGAAUUUUUGUUAAGUUCCUGAAGCCUUCUAAUGAAGAAAUCUCUUUGCAAUCUGUUAAGUGUUUAAAAAUGAUAAUGCAGACAUAUUAUAUAUUGUAAUCAGAUUUUUGUGAGAGUAAAUCGAAGAAUAAUUUAGUCUAUAGGAAAAUGUGAGUCAUCGAAAAGCCAGAGCAGUUUAUAAGAGAUUUAACAAAUAUUUUUUUAGAAUAUAUAUAUACAUAUAUAUACACACACACAUGUGUAAUACAGUGACUUUAAAAAGACUAUAUUCACUUCUGUCUUGCUUUAAUAUUCAGUUUCAUAAAGUAAAAUAAAGUUUAUUAACUUUUUAAAGA
Schistocerca serialis cubense is the source of this 7754-nucleotide messenger RNA. It is a transcript of the gene Ipo9, whose product is annotated as importin-9. Gene Ontology annotation, molecular function: small GTPase binding. Gene Ontology annotation, cellular component: nuclear envelope; cytosol. Bases 84 to 3158 code for a protein of 1024 amino acids. Lineage: Eukaryota; Metazoa; Arthropoda; Insecta; Orthoptera; Acrididae. The transcript is spliced from 19 exons. Gene Ontology annotation, biological process: protein import into nucleus. The record is from RefSeq and is a predicted model, not a curated record.